AUGUCGGUGUUCUCGAUGAUCAAACGGGGUCGUCAGGCUGCCAAGGACCAUCGCGCAGAACAGGCUAAGAAGGAGAAAGAGGAGGAGCAGAAGCCGCCCUACAAGCACGUACCGAAGCAUGCUGCCAUUGACGCGAUGUCGGGAGGGCCGGCGGCAUGGAGGGAAACGGACAGGGCCAGGAUCGUCGAGCAGAACCGAAGACGCAGCGCCAUGACGGCCAGCGGCGUGGGCAUGAGCGGUGUUAUUACGCCCAUUCACCCGGGCGUUACCCGUGUCCACAGCUCGCUCUCACACGUUUCCUACCCUUCGGCCUAUGCCACCCCGGUUGUCCAACUCCCCCGGGGUUACAGCUACAGCAGCAUGCCAGCCGGCUGGACCCCGCAUAGCCGUGAGAUGAGCUACAGCCCUGUUGACACCGGUGCCUUGUCCGUGAAGGGAAAGGAGGUCGAAAGGGUUGCCGAUUCGUCCCGCACAAGUCGAUCCUCAAGCAAACUAUCCAUGGCCCGAGUACCGCUCCCCUCCAUGUCUGCGCCUGAGGUCAGGGAUGUCGCACCAUCCCCGGUGGAGAGCUCCGGCGGCUCGACAAGCUCUCAGGAUGAUUUGGAGAUGAAGCCAGCGGAGAGACGCAGCGUCAUUACUCCACUUCCCGUCACGACCACCGCGAGUAGCCCAAAGCCGAGCCGACCCACGAACGACGUCGAACGCAUUCAUCGACUCCACCCGGGACGAGCCCGUCGGAUCUCGGACCCCAAGCAACCUGUUACCCGCCCCCCGUAUGGGCGGCGCACCAGCUCUCUAGGCGGAGAUAUUCCUCCGGUGCCCGCUCUUCCGCCCAUGGAGUUUGGCACCGCCAUAACUACACCCGACGUAUUCUCAUCCGCUGAAUCCAGCGCUAGUUCCAUCACCAUGGUCCCCGUCGGUUCCAGCGUGUCACUCUCGUCACCGAAGGCUGGUGCCGUCCCGACUGUGAUGGUGGCUCAGGAGGUGGAAGUCCCCCAGCAAGCUGAGAUUGUAUCUGCCGAAAAGUUCAGCGAAGAGAGAGCCAUAAUCCCCAGUGCCGUCGCUGCUCCGGUCUCUUCGCCCGGAGCUGCCAAAAAGAGUCGGAGGAUAUCCAAGAUCGCGCGGUUUACAGAGCUUGAGCCGAUCAAGUCCAACACAACCGUGGCCGUCGAGCCGAGCCCGCCGUCACCGGAGGAACUGGAACAAGAGAAAGGUCGCUCAAUCGUAGAUGUCACAGCCCUUCCGACGAGCUUUGAUGACUCCGUCUUGUCUGCAUCCAAGGCAGCCUCGAAAGCCACCGCCCCACCCUCUUCAUCUCGGUCGGGCAAGCUCACCAAGAGCGCGGGUGCGAACGUGAAACCUGCAAAGAAAAACAGGUGGUCUCUAAGGACUAGCAAGACAGCCGUGGCUGUUUAA
Molecule: messenger RNA, 1416 nt
Organism: Dichotomopilus funicola
Lineage: Eukaryota; Fungi; Ascomycota; Sordariomycetes; Sordariales; Chaetomiaceae
Exons: 1
Coding region: 1-1416 (471 amino acids)
Source: RefSeq, a predicted model, not a curated record